This is a messenger RNA of Botrytis sinoallii, 1388 nucleotides long. RefSeq lists its product as uncharacterized. NCBI's taxonomy places the organism in Eukaryota, Fungi, Ascomycota, Leotiomycetes, Helotiales, Sclerotiniaceae. The coding region runs from base 97 to 927 and encodes 276 amino acids. Gene Ontology annotation, molecular function: acyltransferase activity, transferring groups other than amino-acyl groups. The record is from RefSeq and is a predicted model, not a curated record. The transcript is spliced from 2 exons.
CGGCUCUAAGCUUUUGAAUUUGAGAUUCGCCUCCGAAAACCCCUUUAUCCUAACCAAAAUCUAUUGUCCUGAGCCCAUGUUUCGCCCGAACCCACUAUGGCCCCCACUCUUCGCACAGUCGCAACUUUCGAAGAAUUUUGCCUUGUAGUAGAUUGCCUGUGGGAAUCGUAUGCUGAUCCCUAUAACCCGUUUCUGGGUAUCAUUGUCCCGAUCAAAGAACCUACUGCCGAAGGAGUAGCUACUGCAGUCCAGGGGCUCAAGGAACGAUUCUGGAAAUCUCAUCAAGCGGAUAAAGAUAGUUUUUGGGUGUAUAUUGUUGAUGAAGAUGAUCAAGGAGAGGACGCUGGAAAGAUCUUAGCGGCAGCAAAUUGGCUAUUUCAUGAAGUGAGUCCGUUUGGUGAGAAAAAAGAUGAAGAGAGUGGCGAAAUUGAAGGCAAUCAUGGCAACAAGAGUGACGAAACCGGUAAUAGGGAGAAAAAGGAGGACAAUAGCCUUAUAUCUUUGUGGCCCGAAGGCGAAGCACGCGAAUUUGUAAAGACGGUUCUUUUUCAAGUAUUCGGGAUGAGAGCGACAAGGAUGACAAGACCUCAUGCUCAACUCUCCAUGAUGUUCACCCUCCCCAACCACCGUGGUCGUGGUUACGGAUCUUCACUCAUGGAUUAUGGAAUGUCCAAGAUCUCAGAUAUGGAUGUAGAAGCACUUGUAGAGGCCUCUGCUGAGGGAAUAUCUCUGUAUGAGAAAUAUGGUUUCAGAACCAUUCAUAAGGUGAUCGUAGAUACCACUUACAAGAACGGAAAACCAGGAUUAAUUUGGCGUAAAAUGGCGCACGAGUGUAGAGGAAAGACUACGUGGUGGAUGUGGAAACCAAAACCGAGUGAUGGAGUACUUUAUACGCCAGGAAUGGAGUUACCGUGGGAGGAGAAGUAAGAAAGUUUGGGUCGAUAGAUAUGGGAUGUUUUAAUGAAAAUAUGUUUGAAACCUGAAAAGUUGCAAGAGGGGAUUAUCAGGUCGAGUGAUCUGAGUGUUCUAUUGCCUUUUCUUCAGGGGCACCCUAGAGACAGGGUGUGAAGUUGUAGAGUAGAAUUGGGCAACUUUGCUGCUUGGCAUCGAUACGGAAGAGAGGUUGAGGAUAUUAAAGUUGAAAGCAACUAUACAUAUUGAACUUGGGAUGCUUAUCAAUAUUCGUAUCAGUAGUUUGACUCUUCCGGUACAUCACACAUUUCGGUACCCUGUAAGAGGAAUAGGAGGGCGUAAAUUCAAGGAAUUUAUCAUCUUCUAUCAACCUCCUUCCUGGAGGAAAGCUUUUCAUGUAGUCUCCAUCUCCUUUGCAAAAUAAGAAGUCUGACAUGACAGCUAGUAAGACAAGAGUCAGUAAGAAAUAUCAAGUA